Molecule: messenger RNA, 1465 nt
Organism: Microtus oregoni (creeping vole)
Lineage: Eukaryota; Metazoa; Chordata; Mammalia; Rodentia; Cricetidae
Gene: Tlx2
Product: T cell leukemia homeobox 2
Exons: 3
Coding region: 209-1063 (284 amino acids)
Biological process (GO): animal organ development; regulation of transcription by RNA polymerase II
Cellular component (GO): nucleus
Molecular function (GO): RNA polymerase II cis-regulatory region sequence-specific DNA binding; DNA-binding transcription factor activity, RNA polymerase II-specific
Source: RefSeq, a predicted model, not a curated record
CCUUCGCUGACGCCCGGGAGGGGCGGGCACGCGCGCGGCUGCGCCCGGUGCACAGGGAUGCUGCUGUCCCGGGGGCCCCGUCGCCCGGCUGUGGCCACUCCUGCCGGCCCCUGAAGCCGCUGGCCGGAGCGCGCCGCCGCCGGGCUCCCGCAGCCGUCAGAGACACCCUUCCUAGCCAUCCAGCCUCCGGGUCCUCUCAUUUGGACCCAUGGAGCCGGCGGUGUUGGCUCCGCACCACCUUCCGCACCACGAACCCAUCAGCUUCGGCAUAGAUCAGAUCCUGAGCGGUCCCGAACCCCCGGGGGGCGGUCUGGGCCAGGGUCAGGCGGGCCAGAGCCACGGGGAGAAUGCAACGUUCUCGGGUGGAUUCCACGGAGCCUCCGGCUAUGCUCCGGCCGGCUCAUUGGCCCCGUUGCCCAGAGGCACGGGAGUGGGCCCGGGCGGCGUGAUCCGUGUCCCCGCGCACCGCCCGUUGCCGGUGCCGCCGCCCUCGGGAGCGGCCCCCGCGGUGCCCGGACCCUCGGGUUUGGGCGGCGCCGGGGGCCUAGCGGGACUCACCUUCCCCUGGAUGGACAGCGGCCGCCGCUUUGCUAAGGACAGGCUUACGGCUGUGCUCUCGCCCUUCUCUGGGACACGUCGCAUAGGCCACCCCUACCAAAACCGGACCCCCCCGAAGCGCAAGAAGCCGCGCACCUCCUUUUCCCGCUCGCAGGUGCUGGAGCUGGAGCGCCGCUUCCUGCGCCAGAAGUACCUGGCCUCGGCAGAGAGGGCGGCGCUGGCCAAGGCCCUGCGCAUGACCGACGCGCAGGUCAAGACCUGGUUCCAGAAUCGACGCACCAAGUGGCGGCGUCAGACGGCUGAGGAGCGCGAGGCGGAGCGGCAUCGUGCGGGUCGCCUGCUGUUGCACCUGCAGCAGGACGCACUGCCCCGGCCGCUGCGGCCGCCGCUGCCCCCGGACCCGCUCUGCCUGCACAACUCUUCGCUCUUCGCGCUGCAGAAUCUGCAGCCCUGGGCCGAAGACAACAAGGUGGCUUCGGUGUCCGGACUCGCCUCGGUGGUGUGAGCGACCCCUUCCCGAGGAGCGCUACCGCGGCAGUGUGCGGUGCCGCCAGCGGACCGUGUGGAGCAGAAGGCCUGCGACUGUCCUCCGAGGCUCCUCGGCCACCAAGCGGCCCCUGUCCUGCACUUUGACUCUGCCCUUCCACUGCAUUUUUGGACCCGCUGGAACUUGGGUCGCGAGGGCAAGCUGCAGGAUGUAGUAAAUGGGGCACGGAUGCUGCCAUGCACUUGCGAUUCUGCCCAGAGUGGGCUCAGAGCUCAGGUUCCACUGGGAAGGGGCCACUGAGCUGGUGUGAAGGAAGAUCUCAAGGACAUCGGGGUAAUGGAAGAGGUGUUGGUACGCGCGCGCGCGAAUGUGGCUGACUAUGACAGGGACCAGAUUGUCCACCUCAUCCCCUCAACGGUA